Molecule: messenger RNA, 1048 nt
Organism: Humulus lupulus (European hop)
Lineage: Eukaryota; Viridiplantae; Streptophyta; Magnoliopsida; Rosales; Cannabaceae
Exons: 3
Coding region: 186-872 (228 amino acids)
Source: RefSeq, a predicted model, not a curated record
CUUAAUCUCCAUAUAACCCAUCCUCUUCUAAAACUAAUCAACUAAUAUUCGCAACUUCAAAUCAAUGUAGUGUAGUAGUAAGCUAACCCAAUUUCUCACUCCAAAUCCCUACAAAUUGAAAUCAAUUCUCAAAUUUCAAUCCUCUAACGCCCAAUUCCUCGUGUCCUAUUGGAUCUUGAAAUUCUAUGGAAGGUUUCAGUGCCGAAGAUCUGUCCACCAUAGGUGGAAUCGCAACGGUAUCGCUUCUGCAUUCCUUCAUCCCCACGCAUUGGCUCCCUUUCUCCAUUGUCGGCCGCGCCCAGAAAUGGACUCUUUCCCGCACUCUCCUCGUCACUGCAUUCGGAGCUGUGUUGCACGUAAUAUCUACUUCAGUUCUUGGUAUAACAGCAGUAACCAUGGCAAACACCAUUGCUGGUGAAGAAACAGUCCACAAACUUGCUUCCCUUUUGCUUAUAGUCCUUGGUGGUAGUUAUGUUUUGUUGUUUUUAAUGGGAAAGGGUGGUCACAGUCACUCUCACAACCAACCCAUGGAAAAGAUGGCCGUUGCUGGACUUGUUCUUGUGCCUGCUCUGUCUCCUUGUGCAACUACACUUCCAGUGUUUCUUGCCGUUGGAAAUUCUUCUUCCAUGAUGGUUCUUGCUAUCAUAGUACUGCUAUUCAGCACCAUAGCUGUGAUGACCUCGCUGGUUGCUCUGUCAUUCUAUGGUGCUAGCCAGAUCAAGUUUCACUGGGUGGAGCGAUAUGACAAACUUCUUGUAGGUUCAGUGCUGUGUUUAGUAGGAAUCUUGACACUCCUUUUCCAUGAUCAUGAUCAUGAUCAUGGCAGUGGUUCAACUGGAGAGCAUUUGCAUAGAAAAAUCAUCGGUCUUUGAAUAUUUGGAUCGGUCGUGCAAAUGUUUACUUGUAGAAAGCGAUUUUCAAUAUGUAUCAAAAUAGAACUGUUUGUAACAUGCUUGAUGUGCUACAAUGAUCAAUUGAGAAUUUGUUUUGUUCAAUUUACAAAUAUUUGCUGUAGCUGAACAUAGCUUGCAGAGUGGUUAUAAUCUUA